AUGAGGAAAUAUAAAGAUAUUGCAGUUAAGGAUUUCAUUGAACUGAUGGCUGUUGGCAUUCCCAAAGUCAUGGAAGUGACUCAGCCAGCCAUCCUAAUUGUGAAAAGACAAGAGGCAGCUCGUUUUAUCUGUGAUUACAGCGGCGCUGGGGAUGCAAAGUGGUUCCAAAUCACUUUACGUAGGCAGAUAGGCAAUCAGUCUGUCCAGAUCUGCUCCUCCUCCUUCACAACUGAGUUCAAGCCAUCAGGCGUGGAAGAGCCUGUCCACUGUCAAGUCCAUCCGAGUCAAAACAGAGUCAAUCUCACCCUUUGGGGACUGCAGCCAACCGACGAGGGUCUCUAUUUUUGCCAGAUGGAACGGAUUUAUCCUCCACCUUAUUACUCAGUCAUGGGGAAGGGGACCCAGCUCUAUGUCAUUGACCCAGAACCCUGCGUAGACCUCCACCUUUACCUUUGGAUCAUGGCAGUGGUAGCUUCUGGAUUGCUUGUAUACAGCAUUUUAAUCACAGUCUUCCUUUUGAGAAAGGCAGUACUUAAAAGAGUAUAUUCUGUCCCUGGCACCUAUGUGAAAAUUGCACCAAUGUAAUUGGAAACCACGAAGAAAGCUGUUCACCUUCCUGCAUUGAAACAGGAAAAGAA
Molecule: messenger RNA, 638 nt
Organism: Heteronotia binoei (common prickly gecko)
Lineage: Eukaryota; Metazoa; Chordata; Lepidosauria; Squamata; Gekkonidae
Gene: CTLA4
Product: cytotoxic T-lymphocyte associated protein 4
Exons: 5
Coding region: 1-585 (194 amino acids)
Biological process (GO): negative regulation of regulatory T cell differentiation; T cell receptor signaling pathway; B cell receptor signaling pathway
Cellular component (GO): membrane; external side of plasma membrane
Source: RefSeq, a predicted model, not a curated record